Geodia barretti is the source of this 2432-nucleotide messenger RNA. Lineage: Eukaryota; Metazoa; Porifera; Demospongiae; Tetractinellida; Geodiidae. The record is from the annotation of a GenBank genome assembly.
GAGUUGGUCAAGGAUGUGAAGUAUACUUCAUGGAAUGUAUAAUGUAACAAUAAUAUUUUCUACAGGAGUACGGAGGGUAUUAAACAGGUCUGCUAGAAAAGAAUCUAAAAGCAAGACGACAGGAUGGAGAGCAUAUUCUUUACAAUUGAUAUAAGAAAGGAACCUUCCAAUACAACAACCAAGUAUGCUUGUGGAAGAGCAACGCAAUUAAAUUAGCCGACAUUACUGAAAUUAAGGAGAUGAAGCCAAUGGAAUUCGGUCUCAUUGAGUCCACUUUGAAGGAGACGUCACCUUGGGAGCUUAAUGUAUACUCGGAGGACGAGAGACAGCAAUGGAAAGAAGCGCUGACUAAGCCGCCCGGUCAAAAACCUAAAAGUCAAAUUAUCGCUGUAUGUGACAGUGAUACAGAAGAGUAUAUGUAUAUGACUAUACCAACCUACCGAGAGGAUUAUGGGCAAACAACAUGUGUACGAGAGGAAAGGGGUCUGAGGGAUUCACAAAGCAUAUCUCCUGACCAGAAAAGUGCUUCAUCAUCAUACAGUACCCAUCAUGAACUGGAGUUUACUUCGCCUUCACAAGUGAAGCCUAAGGCAACUACACAACUUGAAACUUGCACACCACACGACAGAUCUGAAGAAAAACCAUACCAAAAUAUUUCGAGAUUCGAGUCAAGGUCAGUGAAAAACACAUCAAAUACGCCUCAGUCGCACUUGACAAUACCACGGUCACCUUCGGAUCCAGCAGAUUUAGCACAUUCUCGAGUGACUCCAAUUAGACCCAGAACAGCAAAUCUUAAGGCUACAUAUGCACCAGUCAAAACGGAUCCUCUUCCACCUCUUCCAAAAGAUGAUUCUACCUUUUCUCGCUCCCCCAUUCAGUUUAGAGCAUCCAACUCGGAGAGAGCCCCUGUUUCAGUUCCAGAAGAUGCCAUCUAUGAUGUCAUCCGCACCCCACUAAGUAGGGUACCAGUACAGAAAUCGUGGCCCCCAACACAACAAGCGACUUCAACAGUAGAGGCCCGUUCACCGUCCCUUCAACACGAUAAUUGCUUUCAUGGCGAAAAGUCCCACUUAUUAGGUGCUGAAGAAAAAACCAGGUCUGAUAAUCUAAUGCCUUCCCCUCGGACAAGAAGAAAUGUUUCACCUCCUUCAGAAAAUGAGAAUAAAUACCAUGCUACAGCUUAUUCACCUGCCCCACCCAGGGCACCAAAAAUGCCUACACAGCCAAUACCUGUCGGUAUGAGGACCCCCUCAUCUAGAAAACCAAGAUCAGUAUCGGAGAGUGAUUUGCCCCAAGAAGAUCUUGGCUCUCCAGUGAAAAAUGGUCCAAUACCUUCACCCAGAAUGGCAAGGCCUCCAUUCCAAACCAAACCAGAAAUACCAGUACCCAAUAUGAAGUCAGCAUCGGCAUCAGCAGCAAGUACAUCCCAAGACAGCGUCGAUGAAAUUCCAUUACAACUAACAGUUCCAUUAGGUGACGAAAGCACUAAUGAAUCCUCAGAGGAAGACAUUUAUGUACUACCAGAGGGAUACCAAAUUCAAUAUCAGGAACAAAAUAUUGCACCAACUGUAACUGUUACAACACCCCCUGAUAUGCCAAGUGAUACUAAUAAAGCCGUGGAUACAGAAAUAGCCAAAGGAAAAGGUAACAGUCAUAGCACUAAAUCUUCACAAACAGCAGAGCAUUUUGUAAAAAUAACAUGCUCAUCAUUAGAGGAUCUUCUAAAGAGAAGCCUGUCCAUAAACCCUUCAACACUUACAGCAGUCACUAGAAUUGGCAAAGGUCAAUAUGGAGAAGUAUAUAAGGCUCAAAUGAACUCAAACAUAGUUGCUGUUAAGAGGUACUUGACCGAAGAAACAAUGGAUAAGUUUGAAAAUGAAAUAACAAUCAUGAGCCAAGUUUGUCAUCAUAAUGUCAUAAGACUAUAUGGAAUUUAUACAGAAGGUGACUUCUCACCUGGUCUGGUGAUGGAGUUUUUAUCCAAUGGAGACUUAAAAACAUAUUUACAGAAAGAAAAGCAAUCUCAUGAGUUUUUAAUGAGAUGUAUGAAGGAUGUAGCAAUGGGAAUGCAUUACCUCUGUGAGAGAGGAUUGGUCCAUCGGGACCUGGCAGCACGAAAUGUUUUGCUUGAUGAGGACAAGAUUUGCAAAGUUUCCGACUUUGGACUGCUGCGAGAGUUCGAGAGUAAAGUGUAUCUAGUAGAUCAUCACAAAGCAUUCGCCGUUCACCAAUACGGUGGAUGGCACCCGAGAGCUAUACCGAUAACAUCUUCUCACUGCACUGUGUUUGAGAGAGUUUCGGAAUAGUGCAGUGGGAAAUGUUCUUCCCUGACAAACAACCCUACUAUGACAUGGAUAUCAUGCAAAUAGCCUCAAAAGUUUGCAGUGGCUAUCAAAUGCCUAUCCCUAGAGGGUGUCCAACGCUUGUAGCAC